This is a messenger RNA of Coccidioides posadasii C735 delta SOWgp, 1939 nucleotides long. The record is from RefSeq and is a predicted model, not a curated record. Lineage: Eukaryota; Fungi; Ascomycota; Eurotiomycetes; Onygenales; Onygenaceae.
AUGUCGACGAUGGAGUUUCGAGCCCUGUCUGGUGGCACAGGCUCGAGCCUUGCGAGGGCCACUGUGAUAGUUGCUGGAGUUGCUUCAUUAAUUGCGUCCCUGCUCUCCAUCGUGAAAAACUAUCGCAAGCCUCUUCUCCAGAGAUAUGUCGUUCGAAUCCUCUUAAUGGUGCCCAUAUACUCAGUGUCGUCGUGGACAAGCAUAAUUUCAUUACAAGCUUCAUCUUGGACUGCUCCAAUUCGCGAUAUUUAUGAGGCGUUCACAAUCUAUACCUUCUUUCAACUCCUGAUAAAUUUCCUUGGCGGUGAACGGGCCCUCAUUAUUAUGACCCACGGCCGCCCGCCGGUGCAGCACACAUGGCCGCUCAAUCAAUGUCUCUCGAAGGUUGAUAUUUCUGAUCCUCUUACCUUCCUGGCGAUUAAACGCGGCAUCCUUCAGUAUGUAUGGCUGAAACCUAUCCUUACGGUAAUCGCUAUUAUCUUGAAAGCGACAGGGACAUACCAAGAAGGUUACCUUGGGCUAUCCUCUGGCUACCUGUGGACCGGAAUAGUGUACAAUAUCAGUGUGACCGUCAGCCUGUAUUCACUGGCUCUCUUCUGGGUUUGUAUGCACGAUGAUCUUAGACCAUUCCGACCUGUGCCCAAAUUCCUUUGCGUAAAACUUGUUAUUUUCGCGUCGUACUGGCAAGGGUUUUUCCUAUCGAUUCUUCAGUGGCUAGGAGCGUUAUCGAAUGGACCUCUAGGCUACACUCCGGACAACUUGGCUGCGGCAAUUCAGGAUAGUCUAAUUUGUUUUGAAAUGCCCAUAUUUGCGGUCUUUCACUGGUAUGCUUUCUCAUGGCACGACUAUGCAAAUCCGACAAUAUCUGCUGCACGGAUGCCGAUUAUAUACGCCCUUCGGGAUGCAUUUGGAAUAAAAGAUCUCAUUCAAGAUUCGAAGGAGACAUUUCGAGGGGAGAACUAUGAAUAUAGAAAAUUCGAUUCUGGCGAUAACGUUAUUGCACAUGAAGAAUCGCACUCUCGCGUAGCGCGGGUGAUGGAUGGGAUGAGGUAUGAACGAGGUGGAAAGGCAAAGUACUGGAUUCCCAAACCCGGACAAGCAAAUAGUAGAACGCCAUUGCUACAAUCGCCAUCCAGCCGGCGAGAAUCUCUACCCUGGUCAAGAAGAGACAGCAGGGGUGACGUUCGCCAGUCAUAUACAGAUUGUGACGAAAUCACACUUGAUGACGAGGACGAAAGACUGUUUACAAAUGCGCGGGCGUUGGAGUUUGGUGAUUGGCAUUACCCUGUUAUUACGGCGAACGAAGUCCCCAGAGAUCAAUUGCUGCCAUCGCGAUCAAGAUCCUUUACCGCAAUCAAGUACCAACAUCCCCCGGAAGGAAACCAAGUCAAAAGAUCGUCACGACACCGAUGUAGACGCAUCCAAGGCGAAGGCUCCCAGGAGCCAUCCGCGAAUAGUAUAGCUAAGAAGCCUAGAAGAACAAGACGAAGCCGGCAAAACGUGGAAUUUGGAUCAUCGAGUAACUCGAAGCCAACAAACGACCAAUUGGUAGACAUAGUGGAUGAUGUUGAAAGUGCUGAUAAGGAAAGGGGACGCGCUCGUGCUGCGGGAAAAGAGCCACAUCACUUAGCUGAAUCCCGAUUGAUAAGCCGAUCCUCUAGUGGAACAUUGGUCCAGAAGGAUGGGCCAAACGAAACUGAAGCAGGACCCUCAACGUCACUUCCUGGCGAGGAUGAUGACUCCCAAGACGAAAGACAAAGGCUUCUUAGCCACAUUGAAGACGGCGUAUUCAAUGAAGAACGGGCUGCUUGGGGCUAGGCUAAUGGCAGAACUUUCCUUUCAAUGAGAAAUAGGGCUUGCGAGCAGGUCAUUCUAUACUUCUUAUCUGUUUGGAUACAUUAUUAUUUCCAAGGAGUUAAAAUUUUGGUUUGGCGUGCGG